AGCGUGGAGGGCGCAGUCUAGAAUGUUAAUGUUUUAAGUCACAUGAUAACUUUCAUUCCAGUUGCACUAAGUGUAAAGGCACCAUAUGCAAAAAAUGGCUAAAAAAGAAAUGAUUAAACCACUUUUGGGAAACGAGAGUGAAAUUCAUCAUUGUGACCUCCAGAAAGUUGAUGUUGGCAUUCUGGGAACUGGAGACUUUGCUCGCUCGUUGGCUACACGACUGGCAUGUUCUGGUUACGGUGUAAUUGUAGGAAGCCGACAUCCUAAACGCACUGCAGCUUUGUUUCCAACUGUGAAUGAAGUUACCAGUCAACGAGAAGCCAUCGGCAAGGUCAACAUCAUCUUUGUAGCAGUGAACCAUGAACAUUACAGUACAUUGAGUGAUCUUAAAGAUGUACUGACUGGGAAGAUUUUGGUGGAUGUCAGUAACAACAUGGAAAUAAAUGUGUAUGAGGAAUCAAAUGCUGAACACCUUGCCUCUUUGUUCCCAGACUGCACAAUUGUGAAAGCAUUUAAUGUCAUCUCAGCCUGGGCUUUACAAUUUGGAGCAAGAGAUGGGAAUAAACAGGUGCUGAUCUGCAGUGACAGCCAGGAAGCUAAAUGUGUAGUGACUGAAAUGGCACGAAAUAUGGGAUUCAUUCCUGUGGACAUGGGCUCAUUGUCAACUGCAAAAGAAAUCGAGAAUCUUCCACUUCGCCUUUUUCCUUCCUGGAAAACACCUGUUCUGCUUGCACUAGGCUUAUUUAUUGGCUUUUAUAUCUAUAACUUCAUCAUAAGUGUUAUUCACCCAUACGUAGUGAAAGGACAGAACAAGUUUUACAAAAUCCCAAUUGAGCUAGUUAAUGUCACUCUGCCAUGUGUUGCAUUUGUGAUGCUGUCCCUUGUUUACCUACCAGGGGUCCUAGCAGCCAUCUUUCAGCUCCGUAAUGGCACUAAGUACAAACGUUUUCCACGUUGGUUAGAUCAGUGGCUUCAGCAAAGAAAACAGCUUGGUCUGUUGAGCUUUUUCUGUGCUGCAUUGCAUGCAAUCUAUAGCCUCAGCCUCCCUAUGCGCCGGUCUGCACAUUACAAGCUGUUGAAUGAGGCUUUUAACCAGGUCAAAAAUGAGAGAGAAAAUGCUUGGGUCGAGGAAGAAGUGUGGAGGAUGGAAAUUUACCUUUUCUUUGGAAUUCUGGGCAUUGGCAUGCUUUCACUGCUUGCUGUGACCUCAUUGCCAUCAGUGGCAGGUUCUCUGAACUGGAGAGAAUUUAGUUUCAUUCAAUCAAGAUUUGGAAGCGCUGCAUUGGUGAUCAGUACGCUACACACACUGACGUUUGGAUGGUCUAAAGCCUUCGAUUCAGCCCAAUACAAAUUCUACCUGCCACCUCCCUUUACAAUUGCUCUCAUUGUGCCUUGCAUGGUGCUUGUGGCCAAAGUAUACCUGUUCCUUCCUUUUGUCAAUCGCAAACUAACACGAAUCAGACGUGGCUGGGAAGCUAAUCGCCAAGUGAAGUUCUGCCAGGAUGGUGAUGCCAGCCAAUUUUCAAAUGACCAUGCAGAGAACACUAGCAUCGUUUAAGUACUAUCUCUGCAGAAUCUCAUUUUUUGAAAAUUUGCAGUUUUCCCAAUUGAAGCACUAAUUCUAUUUCUAGAGUAUUUUAUAAGUUAUAAAUAAAAGCUGACAUGCUUGUUAAAGAA
Hemiscyllium ocellatum (epaulette shark) is the source of this 1677-nucleotide messenger RNA. Its product is annotated as metalloreductase STEAP3-like. The transcript has 5 exons. Gene Ontology annotation, cellular component: endosome; plasma membrane. Gene Ontology annotation, molecular function: ferric-chelate reductase (NADPH) activity; cupric reductase (NADH) activity. The record is from RefSeq and is a predicted model, not a curated record. Bases 86 to 1558 code for a protein of 490 amino acids. Lineage: Eukaryota; Metazoa; Chordata; Chondrichthyes; Orectolobiformes; Hemiscylliidae. Gene Ontology annotation, biological process: copper ion import.